AUGGGGGUUUCCUUUGACAGGAUUUCCACCACCCCAACAGUGAAUGGAAGUUCUCCAAAUUCUGGACAUCAUCAUGAGGUUAAUUGGGAUCUUAUUGUUGUCAAAAUUGGAUUUACAUUUGGCUUUGGAGUUGCCGUUGGGUCACUUGUGUUGUGCAAGAGAUGGAGUAAGUGGUAUUACAAUGCCAUGUACAACAUCCUUCUCAAGAUAUUCCCUCAGCUGGAAGAAAGAAUUGGUAUUCAUCGAAAACAUGUUCACAUAAAUCAAAGGUGGUGGAGACGUUGA
Messenger RNA from Prunus armeniaca (apricot), 285 nucleotides. The record is from the annotation of a GenBank genome assembly. NCBI's taxonomy places the organism in Eukaryota, Viridiplantae, Streptophyta, Magnoliopsida, Rosales, Rosaceae.